AAGAAGAAGAAGCCCGAUGAAGCCGAUGCUUUGCGGGGCGGGGAGGGGGUGUGGGGCACCUCGACCCGCGCGCAGAGCCUGGGUCUUGUAGAGGGCAGCAGUCUCAAGCUGGAUCGCGGAGAGCUGCCCGGUCCUCUACAAAUAUUCCUCCUCCUGCAACACACUGGAGGGCGGGGCUGGAUGCUUGACAGCCACUCUCUGAGACCAAUGAAAAGCCGGUGUUCCCCGGGAACCUUCCAAUCUCCGCAUCCCGGGCGGGGUCUGAAGGGUCGAAACCGGAGAGAUAAUCCCCAAAAAAUGACAUGUAGACUGUGGCGGAGCUGGGAGCGAGCGGGACGCUGAGGGAAGAAAAAGAAGUGAGAAGAGGCGCUCCGUUUGCUCGCAGAGCCAGUGCGCAGACAAUUACGCACGCUUGCCACUUUGGAUGCUCCAGCGCGGACUUUUUGUGCCUCUUGUGGAAAUGGAGCCGCAUUCUUGAGUCAGUCUCAAGAAGGCAUUUGUUCUCAGUAGUUGAUGAGAGCAGUGAGAGCCGCUCAGGCUCCGUUUCCUGUGUUUGCCAGUGCGUUGCAGCUGGGCUGAAGAAGCCCCGCAGGGCUGCCUGAGCACCGGUCCUCCUCCUCCUCCUCCUCCUCCUCUUUCUCCGCUUGAAGCCCCACAGCCAGCCCGCUGCCAAAGUCGGUGGGAGAGAGAGAAAAAGAUAAUAAUGUGCGACCUGAUGCCAGCCUCUCAGCCCCCGGAGAAAAUGGGCAAAAUGAAAAAGUUGAGGAGAACUUUGUCAGAGAGUUUCCGGAGUAUCGCUUUCAAGAAAGAGGACAGCAGCUUUGAUGAGAUAUGUGUCACAAAGAUGUCCACACGCAGCUGCCAGGGAACAGACUCUGUCAUCAAGCCCCUGGACACCAUCCCUGAAGACAAGAAAGUGAGAGUUCAGCGCACGCAGAGUGGCUUCGACCCAUUUGAGAAGCCCGCCAGUCAGGUGAAAAGGGUCCACUCUGAGAACAAUGCCUGCAUCAACGCCAAGAGCUCAUCUGCUGGCAAAGAGUCCCCCAAACUGCGCCGCCACUCCAGCCCUAGUUCUCCCACCAGCCCCAAAUUUGGAAAGGCAGAUUCCUAUGAAAAGCUGGAGAAACUGGGAGAGGGUUCAUAUGCUACAGUUUACAAAGGAAAGAGCAAGGUGAAUGGAAAACUAGUGGCUUUGAAGGUGAUUCGACUGCAAGAAGAAGAAGGAACACCCUUCACAGCCAUAAGGGAAGCAUCUCUUCUGAAAGGCCUGAAGCAUGCUAACAUCGUCCUCCUUCAUGACAUCAUCCACACCAAGGAAACCCUAACUCUGGUUUUUGAAUAUGUGCACACAGACCUGUGUCAGUACAUGGACAAACACCCUGGAGGACUGCAUCCAGACAACGUCAAGCUCUUCCUGUUCCAGUUGCUGAGAGGUCUGUCCUACAUCCACCAGAGGUACAUUCUUCACCGCGACCUGAAACCCCAAAACCUCCUCAUUAGCGACACUGGAGAGCUGAAACUCGCCGACUUUGGCCUGGCCAGGGCCAAGUCGGUCCCCAGCCAUACCUACUCCAACGAGGUGGUGACCCUGUGGUACCGGCCUCCAGAUGUCCUGCUGGGAUCCACAGACUACUCCACCUGCCUGGACAUGUGGGGAGUGGGCUGCAUUUUCAUUGAGAUGAUCCAAGGAGUGGCUGCAUUUCCUGGGAUGAAGGACAUCCAAGACCAGCUGGAGAGAAUAUUCCUGGUCCUUGGCACUCCAUCUGAGGAUACGUGGCCUGGUGUUAACUCCCUGCCUCACUUUAAACCAGACCGCUUUACAGUGUACAGCGCAAAGAAGCUCAGACAAGCUUGGAAUAAGUUGGGCUAUGUGGACCAUGCUGAGGAGUUGGCCUCCAAGUUCCUCCAGUGCUUCCCAAAGAACCGGCUGUCAGCUCAGGCGGCACUGAACCAUGAAUACUUCAGCAACCUUCCUCCACGGCUCUGGGAGCUGCAGGACAUGUCUUCUAUCUUCACCGUACCAAAUGUCAAGCUGCAGACAGAGAGCGGGGACAGCAUACAGGUGUGUGCACGAAGGAACAGUCAUGGAAAGGCAUCCUCUGGCAGCAAACACUGACCUGAGGCAGCAUCCUGCACACGACUGCCUGACAGGUGGCUGUUGUGGAAAAGAAAAGACGAAGAGCGAUGCUGACAUUGAGGAUCCAGAGACACGAAAGAGCCCCAGUUCUCUUUAUUUAUUACCGUCACGAUACGUUGGUGUGGGUGUGUGUGUGCGCGCGGGUGUGUCUGUGCAUCAGGAAGAGAACGAGCAUAGAGCAUGUGUGCAUUCUGAUCGGUACCUAAGAUUUAAGGCUAUCAUUUGCAAAUUUUGUUUACUUUUUAUAAGGUUCCAAUAAUUCAUAUAUCAUUGUCUAAGUAUAAACAAAAGGACUUUACUCUUGGUACAUAUUGUGUUUUGUGUUUGUAACUAGCCUCCUAUUUAAGAAUGUAUAUUUGUAUGUAUGAUAUACUCAUCUAGAAACUAUAUAAUGGACAGUUUUAAUAUUGCUUCAUCUCGUCACCACUAUACUGCUCUUGCCAUUACAUCCAUGCACACGAGCAUCUCUGAAACAGAAGUAAUGCAGUCACUUCAAAGAAAACAACGAAUGCUAAAGUUUUUCAUUUCUGUUUAUCUCUCAUUUGUGGAACUAUAGGAUAAAACAGUAAUAAUGACGUUAUAAUAAUGACGUUAUAAUAAUGACGUUAUAAUAAUGACGAUCACAGAGGGCUUUCAGGUAGCCUACUCUGGCAGCCAUAUUGGAGGUCCUCGGUUCUUUUGUAGCUUAAACUGCACCUGCUUUAAAGCUUUAAUUCAUUAAUUAAUGGACUCACAACAAAGAAGCUAAAAGUUUCAAAACCCAUGUAAAUAAUAACGCUCGAAUCUGGUCGAAAUAGUAGAUAAGACUCUUUGUCAGAUGUUUAUCAUGCUGUGUGAGUUCAUGUUACAGGCUUACUUUGGUUGUUCUGACCAGGAUUUUCAUCAGUUGUCUGAAUAUUCAUCUCACAGUACUGUGACAGGGUAGAAGAAGAAGAUUAUCAUGGACUGCUUGGUCAACCCGUGCUUAGACUGAAAUACGUAUGGGUUUUGGGAGCUUUUCAGCUCCAGUCUACUGUUCCUGUGACCUACCAAGGCUUUUAUCUGCAUACUUGACCCCAGGUUGUUCAAAUAGACACGAAUUUGACAUCAGAUGCCCUACCUGACACAUUUAUUCCCGUCACUAGGAAAACUCCAGCUGUGACUCCUUGAGGCUGAAUUUGUGGCUCUUCUGAGUCUCAAACUGCAGAGCUGAGGCAAAUGUGUUAACCACUACACAGUGGUGUAAAAACCACUGGGCCAAAUGUCACGAACCCAGAAUUUGAACCAAAGACCAUAAAAUAACCUUUAAUAUUUGAUGUGGACCAACAUUUGGCUGAUGCUCAUUCUUUUCCAUGAUCUCAUUGUAAUCUCUCCUGCUACAUUGGUUUGCAGCCUGCAGCUGUUUAUCUGGACAAACCAACUAAUGAAGGAAAACAGCAUUAAUGAGAAUUACCUGUGGCUGGUUUGUCCGAACACAGUCCAGAUUUGCACACUUUUAAAUAUAAACCUGCCUAUUGCUGAAGCUCUGACAAAUCUAUUUUUAUUUGUAUGAUAUUAUCAGAGUUCAAAAAAGGACACUAAUGAGCAUGUGCAGAGGUAACAGUGAGCAGCUGAAAUGAAAAGGCCUUAGGAUCUGGUAUCCAGCUCGUAAGUACGUGUCAGCUCGUAAUGCUGACGUUUGGCUUCUCUCUUUUGAAUUGAAUCCAAGUAAGACAUGGAUUCUUGUAUUUGCAAUAAAAAGUGGGUGUUAUUAUGGGUGACCUGUUGUAUGUAAUUGCACUUUGAAAUGGGUUUGUGAGUAAUAUUCUCUCAGAGUCCAUGAGAGUAAAGGCCAAAACUUCCAAAGUAAGGCCCCAUUUGUAGGGAAAUUCUAGCAGUUUGAUAUUUCAGUGGACCUCCACGAUGGAACCAGAUGCAACUAAUACUGAUUGUGUUUUCCACCUUGAAAAGCCUCUCAUCAGAACGAUCUCUGCGGACGAUGUUGACAGUGUACAAAACUCUACGGGGACGACACCAACCAGUGUGCGCAUAGACGCAAUACUGUGUUUAACAACAGCUGGUUAAUGGAAAUGCAUGCGUGUGCUAGUGUGUGUGAGUGUAUUAAACAUGGGCAAUAGCAAAGCACUGGUGCUUCCAUCCAUGUAUAUGAGCUAAUGUACAAAAGGCACAGGCAGUGUGGCCUGUUAUCUGAUCCUGCCCUCGACAAUCCUCCUUUUCACUUUUACUGUUACUAACAAAGAAUCUGCAAUAUUCUAUCAGACAGACGAUCUGUGUCACUAAGUUAUUUUUAAGCUUCUACGUUACAGAUCUGGAAUUUUUUUUCUCUGAAAAAUUUGAAUAACUGAUUUGUAGUGUGUGUGUGUGUGUGUGUAGAGUAGAUACACAUAGUAGGAGGUGGUGAUUAACUCUGAUCAGUCCCUAUAACACCAACAUGUGCUCUCAAGCAGAGACAUUCCCAAACUGUGUGCCCGUCAACGUGUUUUGGAAUAUUUUAUGACACAGUGAUGAAGGUGAGCUGUAUGCUGUCAAAGAUCUUCUACUGGGUUUUUGUCUUUCUUCUGUUGUUUUGUGUGCAAAUAUCUGAAUAUUUCAGCUUAGAUGUGUGGUGAUGAUGUGAAGGACAAUGGCUUCCUCUUUACCAGUCCAUUUGAAAGCGACUGAAACAAUAAUAUUGGCCCUGCACUGUUGAUUAGCCAAAAAUCUGAAGCCAUGGACAAAUGGAAACUGUGGAUGCUUCUAAUGUGACUCCACAGCCUCUCAAACACACACAUAAUAAAGAUGUCUUGCCUGCCAGAUUAUUUCUUCACAGCCAUCUAGACCUGGCAUCUAGAAAACCCUGCAACCCCUACGUGCGCUCUCUUGGCUGAUUUUGCAGACUGUUUUCAUGUCUUUCUUCCAUACAGUGCUUACAUAAUGUAAUAAUCCCUCUUCUUCAUGCCAACCAUGUGGUGAACCAUGUUGAAAGAGUGAGCAUUCAAAGCUCAGCUGUAGCUAGCAUGAAGCUUUUACAGUUGGCUACUUCAGUUAUUACAAUACGUACGUUUUUUAAGGAGCUGUGCGCCACUGGGUUGGAAUGCCUGUGUUCUUCUGUUAUGCACUGGCUUUGCCCUUAAUGAUUAAUAUAUGACUAUAAAUAAAUAUACCCUUGCUUUGAGCAAACCAGCCUUCCUCACAAAUGUAAAUAUUGUCCCUUGGUUUUAACUUUUAUUGCAGAUAGGGGAGAACUCGUGGAAGUGCUGUACUCUGAGUUAUCUCGCGGCUUUUCAGUGUCAUCCCCGGGCUGUGAUUGUGCAGCAGGAAAAAAGGAGAGGCAAGGCGGUGGGUAAUGCCAGUAAGCAGCGUGACAGAAGAGGGUUAAUACCAUCGAGCUGUGCUAAGAUUGCCCAGCCUCGCUUGGCUUUAAGGGAUUGCAGGCAGUAUUAGCAGCUGAAUAAUUAUUUUUGCUAUGUUUCUCCUUGUGUGCACACUUUCAGUGUGGCUCACAUUCAUUCAUUCAUUCAGCCCAACCCCCACGCCCCAAUGCUCUUCUUUUAGGCUCGAGAGCCUGGAGUCUUGUAAAAAACGUAUAUUUUUGAGUCCUGUGCAGGCAGAGUUCAAGCUCUGUUUAAACUUGAAUGUGCUUCAUAUCUUUCAUAUAAAGCCCAGUGAAGGAACGACUAGUUGGAAUUGCACAUUUAGCACUGUGACAGAGAAGAAAGAGAGAUUGAUAACGUAGUGCUUUUUCAUCUUCGAUGGAGUGAAAAAGUGACGCUUCCACUAUGUUUGUAUACAGGGUUACAAGUGUCCCCUUAAUGCUGUUAAAGAAAAGUCAUAUAUGACUGUACAUAUAUGAUGAGUAUAAAUAUAAGGCAUCUAUUUUUGAGAUUCUUUGUCGUGUGGGCAGAAGUCGUACGAAUAGGAAAAACAUAUAGGUUGGAGCCAACGUGCAUCCUCGCUGUGCUCAAUGAUGAGUCUGUGUUUGCAACUUUUUCUGUAAAGCUUCUCUUCACGUUUGGAUUUUUCUUUUUGUAUGCUGCACUGAAAAUAUGUCAUUUUCACAAGUGGUUUGGAAAACAGAAGUGUCAGUCACUUCAUCAAGUGAAAUAUUAUAGUAUACAGUAGAGUAGCUGUUGCAUUAUUUGUUACGAAAUGUAUGUAAUGUUAUUAUGGAAGAUGUAAUGUCCUUCUGUAAAUGUUGUUUAAUGUUUUACCUGAAAUAAAAAUUUAUUAAUGCUUCA
Oreochromis niloticus (Nile tilapia) is the source of this 6333-nucleotide messenger RNA. RefSeq names its product cyclin dependent kinase 14 (gene cdk14). Gene Ontology annotation, molecular function: cyclin-dependent protein serine/threonine kinase activity; ATP binding; cyclin binding. Lineage: Eukaryota; Metazoa; Chordata; Actinopteri; Cichliformes; Cichlidae. Gene Ontology annotation, cellular component: cytosol; nucleus; cytoplasm. The coding region runs from base 704 to 2116 and encodes 470 amino acids. The transcript has 15 exons. The record is from RefSeq and is a predicted model, not a curated record. Gene Ontology annotation, biological process: protein phosphorylation.